Messenger RNA from Pieris macdunnoughi, 234 nucleotides. The record is from the annotation of a GenBank genome assembly. NCBI's taxonomy places the organism in Eukaryota, Metazoa, Arthropoda, Insecta, Lepidoptera, Pieridae.
AUGACUACAGCGGGAGAGUGGACGCCCUGGCGAGCUCUGUAUGUAGCAAAGUGCGCACUGAGACGCGCACGAUCGAUACAAGGAGGCGUGCGCUGCGGCUCGCCCGAAGCCAACCCUACACAACUACAAUCUUCCUUUAUACACUCGAUGACGUUAAGGAACGACGUCAUUCUGUUGAUACGGGCACAUGAAAGCGCAUCCGAUUAUGUGCGGGCGCAAGAGACCCCAUACUAA